This is a messenger RNA of Rubroshorea leprosula, 1266 nucleotides long. Lineage: Eukaryota; Viridiplantae; Streptophyta; Magnoliopsida; Malvales; Dipterocarpaceae. The record is from the annotation of a GenBank genome assembly.
UUUUCUUUGGGUUUUUAUGGAAGCAACAACAAUUACAUCAGAAGCAGCAGCAGCAGCAGCAGCAGCAGCAGCAGCCAUGAACGAUAACAAUAAGAAGGAGGAGAAUAUUGAUGAGCACGAACACGACAUGGUGAUGCCCGGAUUUCGCUUCCAUCCAACCGAGGAAGAACUGGUGGAGUUCUACCUUCGCCGUAAGGUGGAGGGCAAGCGCUUCAAUGUGGAACUCAUUACUUUUCUCGAUCUAUAUCGCUAUGACCCUUGGGAACUUCCUGCGUUGGCCGCAAUCGGAGAGAAAGAAUGGUUCUUCUAUGUGCCUAGGGAUCGCAAGUACAGAAACGGAGAUAGACCCAAUCGCGUUACCACUUCCGGCUAUUGGAAGGCAACCGGAGCGGACCGGAUGAUCCGUGGGGAGAACUCUCGAUCCAUUGGCCUUAAGAAAACCCUAGUCUUCUACUCGGGAAAGGCUCCCAAAGGCAUCCGAACCAGUUGGAUCAUGAACGAGUAUCGCUUGCCCCACCACGAAACCGAACGCUACGCCCAAAAGACAGAAAUAUCACUUUGCCGCGUGUACAAGAGAGCCGGAGUGGAAGAUCAUCCCUCGCUGCCUCGCAGUCUGCCCACCACCAGCAGGCCAUACAAGCAGUCCGGGCAACAAAUAUCUGAUCAGAAGAAAUUAUAUACUGGUAACCAGCAGCAGAUGAGUACUACCGAGACUGAGGGAAGUAGCAGUAGCACUUCAGACGUUCCCACUGCGCUGGGGCUUUCCAAGCACAAUAAUGUGUACACCGUGCCUCCUCCUGUACCUCCAGCGCUGGAAGAUCAUCAGCAAGGACUAGUUUUGAUGAAUAAUAAGGCUACCGGUACCCCCUCUAAUUUAGUCCCCAACAAUACUACCACUCUCCUUACUUCUGUGGAUGAUCUGCACAGGCUAGUCAGUUACCAACAACAGUACUACAACUACAACAACAUCGACAACAUUCAUCAACAGCAACAGCAGUUCAUCUCUGGUUUCCCAUCACCUUCACAGCAGCUCUCCCUCAACAUGCUUCCAACCUCGCUUCCCACUACUUUGUGGGACUGGACAUCUUCCGUCCAAGAUAACCCAAAUAAUAAUCCCUUCAAGUAAUCCUUUUCUAUUUAAUAUAUCAUAUCACUCGUCAAAUAUUGCUUAUGUCAUUGUUAAUUACUUACUGCUGAUGAUUUAUUGUUCUUAAUGACUUAUUUUCAACUAGAAUUUUAUAUAUAUAAUAUAUAGAGAUUCAUCUA